Aspergillus alliaceus is the source of this 1574-nucleotide messenger RNA. Its product is annotated as phosphotransferase enzyme family protein. The transcript is spliced from 2 exons. NCBI's taxonomy places the organism in Eukaryota, Fungi, Ascomycota, Eurotiomycetes, Eurotiales, Aspergillaceae. Bases 1 to 1530 code for a protein of 509 amino acids. The record is from RefSeq and is a predicted model, not a curated record.
AUGGACACCAAUGCGCUUAUCGAUCUCGUCCACGAGGUGCAGGGCCAGCUUUGGGUUCAUAAGGUGAACCAAACCCAUAGAACGGGCCGUCUCUGCCAGUGGGUGUCUACUUUCCAUCCCGAAAAGCUUCCCUGUAAACUUGAGGGUACCUUUCACCAUGGCGCAUUUAAUGCAGGCAUUAAGAUGGUCUUCGGUGACAGCACAGCCUGGAUGGUUCGUUUCCCUCGUGUGGGGAUGGUCUCUGACGACUACGCCAAUGAAAAGGUUGCGAUGGAGGUGACAGCCUUGGAUCUUAUCCGCAACAGGACUACCAUUCCUGUCCCGGCAGUCCGAGCGUGGGGUCCCGCUACUAGCAACCCACUUGGUCUCGGCCCGUUUAUCAUGAUGGACUUCGUUAAUGGUGUGAGCCUUAGCGAUCUUCUCCAGGAUCCCAAUGCCGAGUGCCCUAGUAGAGUUAUGAGAGACGACAUCAGUGAUAAUGAUGUUAAAUUUAUCUACAGACAGUUAGCGAAUUUUUUACUUCAGCUCUUCAAGCUGGAUUUUGACCAGAUUGGCAGCCUGCCGUUGCCACAGGCUCAAGCCCAUAAGCCUACACUGCCCCGGCCACUAACGCUCAAGGCACAUAGCAUUCUACAGAAUGGAGGAGUUAACACUUUUGGUGACCGAACUCAGGGGUUCUCAACAACGACCGAGUAUUUUCAGUAUGUCCUUGGCCAGGACUGGGAACAGCUCAUUUACCAGCCAAAUUCGAUUGUCGGUGAAUAUGAUGCUAGGAACAAAUAUCUGGCUUUCAAGGUUCUGAAAACCCUGAUACCUGACUUAGUCAACGCGAAGUAUGAUCAUUGCAAAUUUAAAUUAAUUUGCGAUGAUCUUGGCCUAGCGAAUCUGAUUGUCCGUGGCAAGGAAGAACUUACUGUCAUCGGAGUAGUAGAUCUUGAAUGGUCAUAUAUUGGACCCGCCCAGCUGUUUGGCUCAGCACCUUGGUGGCUUCUUCAAGAUAGGCCUGUUAACAGCACGUGGGACUAUAAUGGUGACACGCCGCCCGAGAUCGCUGCCCGGUACUUUAAAUAUCUAGAUAUUUUCGUAUCUGUUUUGGAGGAGGAAGAGGCAAAAUUACCAGACUACGAAAAGAGGGAUCUGUCCAAUCUUGUCAAGUGGUCGCAAGCCUCCGGGGCCAUGUGGUUGCAUAUGCUUCUCUCAUCUGGCUUUAACGACCAUCGCAGUUUUCCUUUUACACAGCUCCGCCAAUUUUUCGGGGCUACCAAGUGGACAAAGUGUGAGAAGGAAUUUGGCCACACAGAAGAACUUGAGGCAUUUGUGUUGCGGAAGGUAAGCGAGUUGGAUAAGUAUAAUAAAGCUUUGGAGAAGAUGGAGGAUAAUAAAGCGCUCAUGGAUAGCGGGAAUAUAACAAGAGAGGAAUUCAUUGCCAAAGCUUCGAUAGAACCAGGCUGUACCCCUUGUUCCUCAUCGCUUGAGAUGAGCGAUGGGAUGAGAAAUGAUGAAGGAUUGUUCAAAACAGUGGCUACCUAGCUUAGCUUGCAAGCUGCAAAGUUUAGAGCCACUGCAAGGGAGAG